Molecule: messenger RNA, 3783 nt
Organism: Brassica rapa (field mustard)
Lineage: Eukaryota; Viridiplantae; Streptophyta; Magnoliopsida; Brassicales; Brassicaceae
Product: COP1-interactive protein 1
Cellular component (GO): cytoskeleton
Molecular function (GO): actin binding; structural constituent of cytoskeleton
Source: RefSeq, a predicted model, not a curated record
AUGGAUGAAAAGGUGAAGAAAAUCUUGGGAAUGGUUGAGAGUGGAGACAUAGAUGAAGAUAAAUCUAAAAGACAAGUGGUUUCAGAGUUAGUGAAUGAAUUCUACAUCGCGUACCAGACUCUAUAUCGCAAGUACGAUGAUCUAACAGGAGAGAUUAAGAAAAAGGUACACGGGAAAGGAGAAAGCUCUUCAUCGUCGAGCUCAGACUCGGAUUCUGACGAUUCUUCGAAGAAGAAGACCAAGAGAAACGGAAAAGUAGAGAAAGAUGUAGUAGAGUCUGUAACAGAUGGACAAACCGAAGCUGCUAAUCUUGAAAUUGCUGAUCUGAAAAAGAAGUUGACAAAGAGUGUUGAAGAAAAAGAAGCAGUAGAUUCUGAGCUUGAAGCAGCUUUGGUGAAGUUAAAAGAAUCAGAAGAGAUCAUCAGAAAUUUGAAACUUGAAACUGAGAAGUUAGAGGGCGAAAAGACAACAGCUCUGAGUGAUAGCAGAGAACUACAUCAGAAACUGGAUGUUGCGGGAAAAACAGAAACUGAUCUGAGCCAGACGUUAGAAGAUGUGAAAAAGGAAAGAGAUCAACUGCAAACUGAGAUAGACAAUGGUAUCCAAAGAUUUCAAGAAGCUGAAAAGAUUGCAGAAGACUGGAAAACAACAAGUGGUCAGCUCAAAGAUGAAGUUGCUAAUUUCAAGCAGCAGGUAGAAGCAUCAGAAAAGCGAGUUUUGGAGAUUUCAGGUGAGAUCCAACAGGCACAGAACACCAUACAAGAACUCACUUCCGAACUGGGAGAGAUGAAAGAAAAAUACAAGGAAAAGGAGAGUGAACAUUUUAGUUUGGUGGAGUUACAUGAAACCCAUGAGAAAGAAUCAUCGAGCCAAGUGAAAGAGUUAGAAGCACGAGUAGAAUCAUCAGAGAAAAUGAUUGGAGAUUUGAACCAAAACCUGAAUAAUGCAGAGGAAGAGAAGAAACUGCUCUCCCAGAGAGUCUCGGAAAUCUCUCACGAGAUUCAAGAGGCGCAGAACACCAUAAAAGAACUCAUGUCUGAGUCUGAACAGUUGAAAGAGAGCCACAGUGUGAAAGACAGAGAAAUUUUCGGUUUGAGGGACAUCCAUGAGACUCAUCAGAGAGAAUCAUCCACUCGCACGAGUGAGUUAGAAGCUCAGCUGAAAUCAUCGGAACAGCGGGUCUCAGAAUUGAGUGCGAGUCUGAAUGUUGCAGAGGAAGAAAAGAAGUCCAUGUCCUCGAAAAAUGUGGAAACUACGGACGAGCUCAAGCAGGCGCAGAACAAGGUACAAGAACUAAUGGCUGAAUUGGCAGAAUCGAAAGAUAUACACAUACAAAAAGAGAGUGAGCUUUCUGCUUUGGUGGAGGUACACGAGGCACAUAAGAGAGAUUCAUCAAGUCGAGUGAAAGAAUUAGAAACUCUGGUGGAAUCAGCAGAGCAACGAGUUCAAGAUUUGAGCCAGAGCCUGAACAAUGCUGAGGAAGAGAAGAAGCUGUUAUCUCAGCGAAUUUCAGAUAUGUCGAAUGAGAUCAAGCAGGCGCAGAACACCAUACAAGAACUCAUGUCUGAGUCUGGACAGUUAAAAGAGAGCCACACUGAGAAAGACAAGGAACUUCUCGGUUUGAGGGAUAUCCAUGAGACUCAUCAGAGAGAAUCAUCCACUCAACUAAGAGAUUUAGAAGCGCAACUGAAGUCAUCUGAACAAAGGGUUUCUGAUCUGAAUGAAAGUCUGAAGAUUGCAGAGGAAGAAAACAAAUCCAUGUCCACUAAAAUCUCAGAUACUUCAGGGGAGCUCGAAAGAGUACAGAUCACGUUACAGGAACUCACAGUUGAGUCAAGCAAACUGAAAGAGAAGCUUGCUGAGAGAGAAGCAGAACUUUCAAAUCUGACAGAGAAGGAAAGCAAAUCACAGUUGCAGAUAAAAGAACUAGAUGCAACAGUAGCCACCCUCGAGUUGGAGCUACAGUCAGUUCGUACCCGUACAGUAGAUCUUGAGACAGAAAUUUCAGGCAAGACCACUGAAGUUGAGAAACUGGAAGCGCAAAAUAGAGAAAUGGUUGCUAGAAUCUCGGAACUUGAGAAGACAAUGGAUGAGAGAGGAACUGAACUCUCUGCUUUAACCCAAAAACUUGAGGAUAAGGAGAAGCAAGCAUCGUCCACAGUUGAGAGUUUGACAGCUGAGAUCGAUGGCCUAAGAGCAGGACUAGAGUCACUGUCUGCUCAAAAAGAAGAGUUAGAGAAGCUAAUGGAGAGCAAAGGCGAUGAAGCUUCAAUGCAGAUUAAGGGUUUGGAGGAUGAGAUCAAUGGUCUGGGCCAGAAAGUGAUCUCACUUGAAAGCCAGAAAGCAGAACUAGAGAUCCAACUUGAGAAGAAGUCCGAGGAGAUCUCUGAAUAUAUGAGUCAGAUUACAAAUCUAAGAGAGGAGAUAACAAGCAAGGUCAAAGAUCAUGACAAUAUUCUAGAAGAAAGAAAAUGUUUAACUGAGAAAAUCAAGGGUCUUGAAGUUGAGAUAGAGACUCUACAGACACAGAGAAGUGAGCUUGACGAGGAGCUAAGAACUAAAACAGAAGAGAUCCUUCAAAUGCAGGAUAAGAUAAACAAAGCCUCUGCUGAUACAGUGGCCUUAACAGCACAGAUCAACAGUCUGCAGCAUGAACUUGAUUCUCUGCAGGUGAAGAAGAGUGAAGUCGAAUCAGAGCUUGAUAGAGAGAAGCAAGAGAAAUCAGAUUUGUCUAAUCAGAUCAUCGAUGUCAAAAAAGCAUUGAUAGAGCAAGAAGCUGCUUACAAUACCUUGGGAGAGGAACACAGACAGAUCAAAGAAAUGUUAAAAGAACGUGAGGAAGCACUUAAUAAGCUAACAGAGGAUCACAAAGAAGCACAAAGGUUACUGGAGGAGACAGGUAAUGAAGUAUCAUCCAGAGAUUCUGCAAUCGCAGGUCAUGAAGAGACAAUGGAGAGUUUACGUAACGAGCUGGAAAUGAAAGGAGAAGAGAUAGAAACUCUGAUGGAGAAGAUCAGUAACAUCGAGGUUAAGCUACGUUUAUCGAACCAGAAACUGAGGGUAACCGAACAGGUGCUAACAGAGAAAGAGGAAGCGUUCAGGAGAGAAGAAGCUAAACACUUGGAGGAACAAGCAGUGCUUGAGAAAAGCCUCAAGGUGACUCAUGAGGCUUAUCAAGGUAUGAUGAAAGAGAUAGCAGAGAAAGCGAACACAACACUAGAUGGGUUUCAGUCAAUGUCGGGAAAAUUCACGGAGAAGCAGGGGAAGUACGAGAAAACGGUAAUGGAGGCUUCUAAAUUGCUGUGGACUGCUACGAAUUGGGUGAUAGAGAGGAAUCACGAGAAGGAGAAGAUGAAGAAAGAGAUGGAGAGGAAAGUAGAGGAAAUAAAGAAGCUUGGAGAGAAAGUAAGAGAAGAUGAAAAAGAGAAGGAGAGGAAAGAGGAGGAAAUAAAGAAGCUUGGAGAGAAAGUAAGAGAAGAUGAAAAGGAGAAGGAGAGGAAAGAAGAGGAAAUAAAGAAGCUUGGAGAAAAAGUAAGAGAGGAUGAAAAGGAGAAGGAGAAAAAAGAAGAGGAGAUAAAGAAGCUUGGAGAAAAAUUAAGGGAAGAUGAAAAGGAGAAGGAGAGGAUGAAGGAGACUUUGGUUGGACUUGGAGAAGAGAAAAGAGAAGCAAUAAGGCAAUUAUGUGUGUGGAUCGAUCACCACAGAGGUCGCUGUGAAUAUCUUGAAGAGGUUUUGUCUAAGACUGUUGUGGGUCGAGGGCAAAGACCGUCGCAGCGAGCCUAA